AUGGGACGAAGAAUUGCCGGUUUUCUGGCGCCAACAUCGGUAGUUAAUCUGCUGGCCAUAAUCAGCACCGUCUUCCCAGCUGCCGCAGACGCAGCGUAUGUACAAUGGAUACGCUGCCCCGAUGGAAAUGGAGGCACGCAGGGGUUUAAGGACCUCUGGCCAACAUCGACGACGGCGCGCCUCAUCUCCGACCGUGACCCCGUUGCGCAGUCCGGUCCGAAGCUAGAAUUCGAUAUCAGGGCCGAUUAUGCCGGCGAGGCGACGUGUACAAAGCUUCUGCAGGGCGGCCCGCCAGAUGUAACGGUCAAACUCGAUGCGCUGGGCUUGUCAGAGACAUAUGUCGUCCGCCCUAUGAACUGGACGUGCUUGUCGUUUUGGGACAGGCCUGCUGUGGAACAAAAUUUCCUAAAGAACCAGUCACCCGAAAUACGACUGGUUGCGCAACAUGACGUCGGCAAGCUUGGGUUGCUGCCAGCAUUUUCAACGCAGUUCAUCUUUUUUCUAGGUGCUCUUACACUUCGGUACCCCGGCUUCUACCAACCGAUCACCAGUCUACUCCAUUGGUCCGCACUAUUCAGUCCCAUCGGCCCCUUUGGCCAGGAGUGGAGGUACGAUGGCGUGAAGGACGGCAUCUAUGAGAUCAACGGUACGCUCACAGGGACGUACGGCCUAGAACUCAUGUCACAAAUCACGGGUGGACCGGUGACCACGGACGUUUGGUGGAACAUGGUUGUCAUCGCGGCUAUCAUCACCGGUGUUGUUGCCGUGUUUGUCUUCCUCCAUAAACUUCUCGCACAGCAUGCUCCAUCUCUCAACUGGUUGGCCACAUAUGAAUAUCCGGGCGGCGAGGGCCCAACCUCUGGCUCGGCCUUUGCUCGUGGGAUGUGGAACGUGCUACGAGUCAUCCUCAGCUACUUCCUCACCCCUAUCGUCGCCAUCUCAGCCUACCAGCUCGACAACCUCCUGCUACCAGCAUACCACCUCGCUCUCGCCUCCUUGUUGAUUGUUCUAGUAAUAGGCGGUCUGAUAUGGAUGUGGAGGAUUGCGCCUUCAAAUCAGCUGGGAAUCCUGCUUCUGGACCCGUCAAAGCGAUAUCGCCGAGUCAGUACGGAUGGCACAGGUAGUGAUGCCGACUUGGAACGGCCAGAGAAGGCCAGGGACCUUUUUGUGGCCAUCUUCUUCUUGCUGGCGUUUGUUCGAGGGAUCACAAUUGGUGGGCUCCAAUUCUCGCCACUUGCGCAGGUUAUCGUCCUGGCCGUGGCCGAGCUGUCCCUGCUCGUGGCCACGGCGGUGCUCCGGCCCAUGAGACGGCGGAUCUUGUCCGUCUUCGUCGGGUCUGGCGUCGUGAGACUCGUCAUCGUCGCACUCACGGCUGUCUUCCUCCCGGAGUUGGAUGCCGACAUAUCGACAAGGAGCGGUGUAGGGGUAGCCAUUCUCGCCCUCCAUGCCGCCGUCUUGGUGUUUGGGUGCGCUGUGCCAGCCGGGAUUCGUAUCGCCAGUCUCGUUAGCACCAGCAAAGCGCCUGCUGAUGAACCCGAGAUAUACGGGUUAAGUCAGCUCCGACGGCGCAGCUACGCCCUCAACAACCUCUCCGUUGCCCCCCUACGCUCCCCUGCACCAGCAGGCCCCUACGCCUCGCCAAGGACGGACCAUUCAACCUCCUACCACGGCCACAGCCUCAGCGACGCCAGCAGCGUCUUCUACCCCAACUAUAGCUCAUCCCCCGACGGGCCCUAUCUCCGCGCGGUGCCCCAACACCACUACUUCCGCCCACCACGAACCUCCUCUUCCACCAGCCGAACCCGCCCCCACGCCUCCAGCAGAAUCACCUCCCACCCCCCAUCAACAUCAAGCCCGCGAACCUCCAGCUCGCAACGCUCCUCCUCCCAAAGCGGCAGCUCCCCGCGCGCCGCCCGAUCCUCCCUCCUCCCCGCAACAAGCUCCCCACGCUCAGAAACCUCCAGCUCGGAGGGCUCCGAGGGCGCCGUCACGGACACCUCCGAACUACCGCUCUACACCCCGCAAUUGGCCAACUACGCCUUCCGCGAGGCAGACCUGUACUACGGGCACGGCCGGCCCCGGCGCACCGGCACUUUUGGCCCCGGCGCUGCCGCCGCUGGUCGUGGGGGUGUCAGUGGGGGUGGUUCGGCUGCGGUUGCGCCGGCGCCGGGGAGCCAGCCGUCAACGGUUCGCUGCAUCGUGUCGGGCAUGCGGGACCAGCUGAUGGGACGCAGGUCGGCGUCGGUGGAGAGGCGGGGGGCGGGGAAGGGGUUUGAGGUGAGGAGGCCGCCGCGGCCGGGGGGGCUGUGA
This is a messenger RNA of Chaetomium globosum CBS 148.51, 2310 nucleotides long. RefSeq lists its product as uncharacterized. The coding region runs from base 1 to 2310 and encodes 769 amino acids. Gene Ontology annotation, biological process: transmembrane transport. The transcript is spliced from 4 exons. NCBI's taxonomy places the organism in Eukaryota, Fungi, Ascomycota, Sordariomycetes, Sordariales, Chaetomiaceae. The record is from RefSeq and is a predicted model, not a curated record.